GAGCGUCCGGACCUGCUGGACCUGCCCGCGGAGGGCGACGCGACCGCGCGCCCACUGACGCCCGCCGCCUCCACAGAGGCCGUCGCCGACGACGCCGACCCCUUCGACACGUCCAUCGCGGAGCAGCUGCUGCCCGGGCGCGCCGAGCUGCGCCUCAUCGAGUCCGAGAUCCUCGGCCAGUAG
Gryllus bimaculatus (two-spotted cricket) is the source of this 183-nucleotide messenger RNA. The record is from the annotation of a GenBank genome assembly. NCBI's taxonomy places the organism in Eukaryota, Metazoa, Arthropoda, Insecta, Orthoptera, Gryllidae.